Owenia fusiformis is the source of this 1457-nucleotide messenger RNA. The record is from the annotation of a GenBank genome assembly. NCBI's taxonomy places the organism in Eukaryota, Metazoa, Annelida, Polychaeta, Sabellida, Oweniidae.
AAGUGUUCAAAUAAUAUUGGACCUAAGUAUUCAGCCAUUUGAGGUGUUUCCAGGUUAACAGGCCUGUAGUUACUAAUCCUAAAACCUUUGGCCAUUUCAAUGAGCAGUUGUGAACUCAGUCAGUUGUAAAAACAAGUACUAAACAAAGCAAGAAAAUAAUAUUUACCAAUUCUCAGACCGGAAAUGAAACUCACGCAUGCGCACAUUGAGAAACAAAAUUUGACCGGCAUUUUCUUUGUCUUAAAUUUUGAACGAAGUUUACUUACCUCAUUAUUAUUACCAUGGGGACGUAUAAUCCAAUGAUCACCCAAAUGAUCCAAGAUGCCGUCCUGAAACUCUGUACGCAAAACAUCAUGUUCCAAAAGUCCCUGGAAAUCGAUGGGAUCAUUUGUGUAUCCAGUGGAGAAGAACAACGGGAUAUUGUCGUUAAAAUGCAUCGAACUAUAGUGAAACCCGAAGUGGCCCCUACACCCGUAGAAUCAUGGUCCCCGUCCCUUGAGGCUGACUGGCAAAAUACUGCGAAUACAAAUACCCCUAGAAACACUUCAUUUGAUAGCUAUGACUCUUCAACACCUCGCAGAUCUGAAAGUAGACCCGGUCAUCGUGGUCCAUAUAAAUCUAAACAUACUGUUGUGAAUGAGCCACCCAAAAGGACAUUUAAUGAGGUUCAUGAACCACCAGAACCAACAGCAACACAAGAGACACCUGGUGGUCUAGAUAUUGACAGUGAUUACUCAGUAACAAAUAUAAAAGCUGAACCCGAUACCUCUCCAAAUUCCAAACGGAAAAACAGUGAUUCCAAUCUUGAUCAAAAUGAAGAAGUUCCAGCCAAACUAGCAAAAUAUAACAUUAAAGAGGAAGCUAUUACAAUUGAACUAAAUGAUGAAGAAGAUGAUGAUGGCGGUGAAGGGGACACUGAGACAGCUGGUGCUAGUUGGAUGGGUGCUGAAGGGGAUGAUACUACAAGGACAUUUGAUAAUAUGGACUCAAUGAAUAAUACAUACGCAAGUGCGGAUACCGGUGAUGAAUCUCAAAUGCAUGAUGCAGGUGGUGCUAUGCAGGUUGCAGGUGGCGAUAUGGGUGACCAAUCAGACUUGUAUCCAUACCAAAUGGGCAUUAACAAAUCUAAUGAUGGCCAGUCCUUACGCUGUCCCCUUUGUUUCAAAACUUAUAAGGGAAAGGGUUCCUUAGCGGAACAUACUAAGUUUUUUCAUGGAAAAGAAGAAUAUCGCUGUUGUGGAAAGUUGUUUACAUGGGAACGUUCAUAUCGGCGCCAUAAACACAGAUGUCACCCUGACCUGCCAUGACAAGUGGAAUGAUUUGAUUACGUUGUAAGGAAACUAAUGAAUUGUUUUAAAGGCUAAAUAUAGCAUCCAAAGCCUACAUCAGAGGAUACUAAAAUGUUAAUGUUUGUGUUAGAAAACCUGAUUAUAAGAUUUAAAGGCUACAAAGAUAUC